AAAAGUUGAUUGCUUAUCAACGGGAAUUUCAUGCUUUGAAGGAACGUCUUCGUAUAGCUGAGCAUCGCACUCUGCAACGCUCUUCUGAGCUGAACGCUAUCUUGGAGCAGUUCAGGCGUGCAGUAGCAGAAACAAAUGGGAGUAAGAAUGCAAUGAAUAAUUUUUCAGAUGAGACACUGAAAUUGUUAAAAGAGCUAACAAGUAGAAAAUCUCUUCAAGUGCCAAGUAUCUAUUACCAUUUGCCUCAUUUGUUGAAAAAUGAAGGAAGCCUUCAACCUUCUGUGCAAGUUGGCCUUGGAAGGACAGGAGUUUCCAUUGUAAUGGGAAUACCUACAGUGAAAAGAAAAGUCAAGUCUUACCUUACAGAAACUCUCCACUCCCUUAUUGAUAAGUUGUCCCCUGAAGAAAAACUGGAUUGUGUUAUGGUUGUCUUUAUAGGAGAGACUGAUCUUGAUUACGUUAACAGUGUUGUUGCAAGCCUGGAAAAAGAGUUUUCUACAGAGAUCAAUUCUGGUUUGGUGGAAGUAAUAGCCCCUCCUGCAACUUACUAUCCCGACUUGACAAACUUGAAAGAGACAUUUGGAGACUCAAAAGAGAGAGUGAGAUGGAGAACAAAACAAAACUUGGAUUAUUGUUUUCUUAUGAUGUAUGCCCAGAAAAAGGGGGUUUAUUACAUUCAGCUUGAAGAUGACAUCGUUGUCAAGCAGAAUUAUUUCAGCACAAUAAAAAAUUUUGCACUUCAGCUCGCUUCUGAAGAUUGGAUGAUUCUAGAAUUUUCUCAGCUGGGUUUCAUUGGUAAAAUGUUCCAGUCUCCAGAUAUCACUCUUAUUGUAGAGUUCAUAUUUAUGUUUUAUAAAGAGAAACCUAUUGAUUGGCUCCUGGACCAUAUCCUCUGGGUGAAAGUGUGUAACCCUGAGAAAGAUGCUAAACAUUGUGAUCGACAGAAAUCUAACCUACGGAUACGCUUCAGGCCUUCUCUUUUCCAGCAUGUUGGCCUCCACUCCUCUCUAGCAGGGAAGAUCCAGAAACUCACAGAUAAAGACUUCCUGAAACCAUUACUGCAUAAAAUCCACGUGAAUCCACCUGCAGAGGUUUCGACAUCUUUAAAAGUCUACCAAGGGCAUACGCUAGAAAAAACCUACGUAGGGGAAGAUUUUUUCUGGGCUGUCACACCAGUUGCUGGGGAUUAUAUUCUAUUUAAAUUUGACAAGCCAGUCAAUGUAGAAAGGUACUUGUUUCACAGUGGCAAUCCAGAGCAUCCAGGAGACAUACUUCUAAACACAACUGUGGAAGUUUUGCCUUUUCAG
This is a messenger RNA of Pelecanus crispus (Dalmatian pelican), 1307 nucleotides long. The record is from RefSeq and is a predicted model, not a curated record. NCBI's taxonomy places the organism in Eukaryota, Metazoa, Chordata, Aves, Pelecaniformes, Pelecanidae.